CCAGGCUAUCACACGACGGCUACGGCUGAAGCCUUCGUCAGACCAACUGACACAUAAAGAUCAAGUAAUCGAAGUUCUUCCACCGAGCCUGCGGCCGCCAACCAAGGUGCGAACGAAAGUAAAGUAACUAAUGAAAUAACGAAGGCCGGGGGAGGCUCGCCAUGUAAUCAGGAAACAACUACACUGGUCUACAUACACACUAAUGUAGCUUUGGUUGUGGCUGUCGCUUUGGCCAUCUCUCGCUUCUCUCACCAUCCGCACUUCUGCGCCGCGACCACGAAAUACCCGUAAUCAAGUGCUACAGGCAUCCACUUCAUUGUGAUGGCAGGACUCUGCAAAGUUUUAUAAUUGUAAGCUUCUGAAUCCGCGUCUCGACGAUUCUCCCAAAUUGGAUAGCCCCUUAGAGCAAGACCGGGGCGGAAGACCAGCGAAGAGGCUAAGCGUGAAACGGUGUUCUUUGUGCAUUUGUCUCGAGUGUGCGUCAGUGUAAGGGCUCAACAGUGCUGGUGGUGUGAAAGCGUCAAAUGGGCGCUUUCGUGUGAAUGAGUGAACGUGUGCACCUAGAGAGAAAAAAGAGCAAAAAAAAUUUAAAAAAAAACGCCGACAUCGUUUACCUGACUAGACAACAAAACGGUUUUCCGUAAGCACAUCGUAUCACACAGUUUUGCUACAUCAACCGCUGAUCUUUUUUGACCAUUGUUUCGCGUCUAUAGUCGGCUUCGCACUUUCAGGCCGGGCAACAUCACGGUCAAGGCAACCAUGCGAGGCGUAAAUACGCUCGCCUUCCUCGUACUUCUUGGACUGGUCUUUACCUGCUGCAUAAAUCUUUCCCUUCAACAGCGGGGCGGGGGUCGGAGGCAGCCUGGUUCACGGCAGCCCGAAUCUGCAUCAAAGCCUCCUUCCUCCCCGAAGGGAAGCGUUAGUAGCAGUGGUGGUAAUAAUGACGACGAUGAUGAUGGUGGAGCCGAUAUCGAGGAGUUCGAAUGCCCGAGACCCGACGGCCUUUUCGCCGAUCCAGAAAAUUGUCGCCGUUUCUACAUUUGUGCGGGCAACCAUCCCUACUCAAAUGCGUGUCCGCCAUCACUCUACUUCGAUGAUGUCAGGAAGUUCUGUACCUUCAAGGAUUCCGAACUGAAGUGCGGUCCCAUCGAAGAGUCGGAAACCGAGGCUCCCGAUGAUGACAAGGAGAACAAGGCAGCAAAAUGCGAUACGGCCAAGUGCGUGCUACCAGACUGUUUCUGCUCGCCUGACGGAACACUAAUUCCUGGCGGACUCGAGCCCAAGGAGACACCCCAAAUGGUGGUCAUGUCAUUUGAUGGAGCACUCAAUGGAAUGAACUAUGCACAGUACAAGAGUCUACUGACCAAGGAUAACCGCAAAAAUCCAAAUGGUUGCCCCAUUCAUGGUACCUUCUUUUUAAGUCAUGAGUAUACAAGUUACUUCUACGUACAGAAAAUGUAUGCCGAUGGCCACGAAAUGGGAUCUCUAUCUGUCAGUCAUCGACAGCCUGAGACGUUCUGGCAGUCCGCCAGCUUCGCUAAUUGGACAGAGGAGAUUGGGGGACAGCGCGAGAUUAUCGCGAAGUUUGGGAAUAUAACUAAGGAUUCGAUUCUAGGUUUUCGAGCACCAUUUAUCAAGCCGGGUGGUAACAACAUGAUGAACAUGGCCUACGAGAAUGGUUUUGCUUAUGAUUCCUCGUAUGCCGUGCCACAGUCACACAUUCCUACGUGGCCGUACACGCUUGACCAUCUGCCACCUCACAGAUGCCUUAAUGGAAGAUGCGCUACCAAGGCCUUUCCGGGAUUGUGGGAGAUGCCGCUAAACACAUUGCAUACGGAAGAGGGCGUUGGAGGGCAUUGCGUAUUAGCUGACCAAUGCGUAUUUCCUUCGGAUGACUCCGAGGAAAUUUUCGAAUUCCUCAAGGAGAACUUCCUCAGGCAUUACACUAGCAAUAGGGCACCGCUUGGUCUAUUCUUCCACGUAAACUGGUUCACCGAUAAGACGAAGGUCAAAGCUCUUGGAAAGUUCGUCGACUACGUUAUUGACAAUCACAAUGAUGCAUACUUCGUUACUAUGCAGCAAGCGCUGCUCUGGAUGCGUACUCCAAAGAAGGUGACCGAAUUGCGCGAUUUUGCGCCUUGGCAAUGUGAAAAACGUACGCCCGCCUGUAACAUUGCGACUACAUGCGCUGUACCAUUCGAGGCUCGCCGUGGAGAACUCAGGUACAUGGAAACCUGCACAGCCUGUCCCGUGAAAUAUCCCUGGCUGGGCAACUACGAGGGCAGUCACGAGGGACGUAAUCUCGUUGAUAUUCUCGAAGAGCAAAAGGAAAAAGAUAACGACGAAGAUGCGAACGUUCGUAGGAAGUAGAAGCGACUCAAUUGAGAACUCUGUGAAGCCGACCAUUCCUCUGGCAAAACAUCCGCCAAGGGGUGGUUCGUCGUGGAAGUUGUUGGGAAAAUAGCGCGUAUGAAUGACGUUUUCGCUGAAAUUUUUCCAUGAGCUGUGCUGACAAGUAAGACAGAAAAGGGGGCACCAUUUAAUCAAAACAGGAAACACGAGUGAGCAAUUCCUGCCUUCCAUUACAUUUAAGUCAAUAUAUAUGGGGUCCGUUAGGGACUAUCUUGCAAAUACAUAUGUUAGAACGACAUGACCUCUGCGUGUACCCUCGAAUUCAAAUAAAUCGUAUAUAUAUAUAUAUAUAUA
This is a messenger RNA of Varroa destructor (honeybee mite), 2706 nucleotides long. Its product is annotated as chitin deacetylase 7-like. Lineage: Eukaryota; Metazoa; Arthropoda; Arachnida; Mesostigmata; Varroidae. Gene Ontology annotation, biological process: carbohydrate metabolic process. Gene Ontology annotation, cellular component: extracellular region. The record is from RefSeq and is a predicted model, not a curated record. Gene Ontology annotation, molecular function: chitin binding.